Molecule: messenger RNA, 2174 nt
Organism: Prunus avium (sweet cherry)
Lineage: Eukaryota; Viridiplantae; Streptophyta; Magnoliopsida; Rosales; Rosaceae
Product: oxidoreductase, 2OG-Fe(II) oxygenase family protein
Biological process (GO): mRNA catabolic process
Molecular function (GO): mRNA binding; demethylase activity
Source: RefSeq, a predicted model, not a curated record
CUCCGCCUCUCUCUCUGUUUCUCUCUGCGUGAUUUAUUUUUCACCGAAAUCUCGAACGAGUUAAUAACUGAGAGGAACACCAGUGCAUAAUAAAAACGCGAUAUUUCGGUUUCGGAAUACGAAAGAACACAGUUUAUUUCGGGCUCAGUGUGACAUAGAUGGCGAUGGCGGUUGGGCCAGCUGCGUCGCCGACUGAUGGAGCCGCUCCGGUGCUGGGACCCGCAAUGAUGCAUAUGCAGAUGCCGGUGCCGGCCCCGGCGGCGAUGGUCUCGGACGCCAUGGCGAAGGACGCUAUUAUCGGGUGGUACCGAGGCGAGUUUGCGGCCGCGAACGCGAUCAUCGACUCACUCUGCAGCCACCUGACCCAGCUCAGUGGCGGAGGGGCUGAAUACGGCGCCCUUUUCGCAGCGAUACACCGGAGGAGGAUCAAUUGGAUCCCGGUGCUCCAGAUGCAGAAGUAUCACUCAAUCGCCGAUGUGAUGGUUGAGCUCCGAAACGUCGGAGCGAAAAAGGCGGAGAAGGAUAGUGAAGAAAACGGGGAGGCUUCAGGAACCGAUGAAAAUUGUAAGAGCGAGGAGGCUAAGUCGUGUUUGGACGAGGAGAAAGAGAAGGAAAAUGAGAAAGUGGAAGAAAGUAAUGGAAAUGACGCUGCCGAUGAGGCUAUCGAAGAGGAGGCUUCUCCGGAUAGCGAGAUUACUGAUUCAGGGUCUCAAGAAGCACGGCUCAAUUCAGUAAACGUCGAGAUAUGCUCUAAUCAUGAAGAAUGUGAGGCCCGUCGUACCGAGAUCAAGUUGACAAAAGGUUUCUCUGCAAAGGAGUCGGUCAAAGGGCAUAUGGUGAAUGUUGUGAAAGGUUUAAAGCUAUAUGAGGACAUAUUCACUGAUUCAGAGCUCUUUAAAUUGACUGAAUUUGUAAAUGAACUCCAUGCAGCUGGACUGAAUGGAGAGCUCUCAGGUGAGACCUUUAUCUUAUUCAACAAGCAGAUUAAGGGAAACAGGAGAGAGCUGAUUCAGUUUGGUGUUCCAAUUUUUGGACAGAUCAAGGAGGAAACUACAAGCAAUAUAGGGCCAAUUCCAGCUCUUCUCCAAGAUGUGGUUGAUCACUUUGUACUGUGGCAACUAAUUCCAGAGUAUAAAAGACCAAAUGGUUGCAUCAUCAACUUCCUUGAGGAGGGAGAAUAUUCACAGCCAUUCCUGAAACCACCCCAUUUGGACCAGCCCAUCGCCACUCUUCUCCUCUCUGAAUCAACAAUGGCUUUUGGGCGCACCCUUCUGAGUGAUAAUGAUGGGAACUACAAGGGGCCGCUGAUGCUCUCACUGCAAGAAGGGUCUCUUUUAGUUAUGAGGGGAAACAGUGCCGACAUGGCAAGACACGUCAUGUGUCCGUCUCCAAAUAGAAGGGUGAGCAUCACAUUCUUCAGAGUCCGAGUAGACUCCAACCAAUUCCAGUCACCACCAAGUCCAACACAGAAUGGUGCCAUGACUCUAUGGCAACCUGGCGUUGCGAGUCCAUAUGCAGUGCAAGAUGGAGCUCUCAAUGGCUAUGAGGGAAUGGAUGUAAUGCCCAAAUGGGGUGUCCUUCGGGCUCCAGUGGUCAUGCUGGCCCCAGUUCGGCCUAUGGUAUUGAGUCCUCGAAAAGUUCCUCCAAGUGGUACUGGGGUUUUUUUGCCCUGGACUGUGGGAUCAAGAAAACCAGCAAAGCAUCUCCCACCUCGUGCCCAAAAAGGACGGCUUAUGGCGCUCCCGUCCCUGCCAGAAACACAAGCGGGUGAGUCCACUUCUGAGCCAGGCAUCAGUGUGUAAUGGAAGAGCAUCAGUAUGAAGUUUGUCAGAGGCAGCCCUGGGUCCAACGAUAUGAAUCAGAAAAGUUAGCAUUCAUGUUCACAUCCUUGUUCUGCAGGAUUUUUCUUGUUGUACAAACAGAGCCUAGGUGCUGUUAGAGGAGUCUGUUUUUCUUUUUUCAAUUUGCUUUCCCCCUUAUUUUCCUCAGUAAGAUUAGGGUGCUAGCGCGAUGGUUACAGUACUUUUUCUGGGAUGCCGAUCAUGUUAGGGCUUCAGAGGUAGUUGAGCAUCAAGUUUGUGGAGUGUGAAUUAGCUCAAGUAAGGAGCUGAAUUUUGUAUUAAGUUACGCUAAAGGAUUUCAUAGACAGGUUAUAUAUUAUUUUCUUUACAGAA